ACCGUGGUUUUGUUUGUGCCUUUUCAGCCUCAAGCAAAUUCCAUAUUCGACUAUAAGCUACUCAUCUACUGUUUACCUCCCUAGACCGAUAGAUUCGAACAAUGGUUCGAGCAUCCACUGCCCAACCUGCUGCACCUUCGCGCACCAACAGUCCCGUUCCCGAUGAAAUAGACGAGAACCCGUUCUUUGAUAACGUUGACGAGUUGCAGCAACAUGGAAUUAACAUGCAAGAUAUCCUGAAGCUGAAAGCUGCAGCAAUCAACACUGUCUCGGGUGUGAAUAUGACAACCAGACGUCAAAUGCUUAAGAUCAAGGGGAUGUCUGAAGCCAAGGUCGAGAAAAUCAAGGAAGCCGCCCACAAGAUUCUGGGUUCAUCGUUUGCGACCGGGUUGGAAGUUCAAGAGAAGCGCAAGCGAGUGCUUUUCAUCAGUACCGGCAGCAAGAAUGUGGAUACUAUUCUCGGAGGUGGUCUAUCCUCACAGUCUAUUACGGAAGUUUAUGGCGAAUAUCGCACUGGCAAGACUCAGAUGGCGCAUACAAUGAGUGUCAUCACUCAGUUGCCUGCAGAUAUGGGCGGAGCAGCUGGAAAGGUUGCCUUUAUUGAUACUGAGGGGACGUUUCGACCCGAUCGUAUUAGAGCUAUUGCCGAUCGCUUCGGCGUAAAUGGUGAUAUGGCGUUGGAGAACAUACUUUAUGCUCGCGCAUUCAAUAGUGAACAUCAGAUGGAACUCAUCAAUGAAUGUUCCAUGCGUUUUGCCGAAGACAAAGACUUUCGACUGCUGAUUGUGGAUAGUAUUAUGGCUUUGUUUCGUACUGACUUUUCGGGCAGAGGGGAACUCAGUGAGCGACAGCAGAAGCUAGCUCAGAUGCUGUCGAAGCUCAGCAAGUUAUCUGAAGAAUAUAACAUUGCUAUCUUGAUCACUAAUCAGGUCCAGUCCGAUCCCGGAGCAACAAUGACCUUUGUCGCAGGUGGAGCUCUCAAGCCUAUUGGCGGGCAUAUUCUCUCUCAUGCUUCAGCUACACGGAUGUUCCUUAGGAAAGGUCGUGCAGAAGAAAGAGUUGCAAAGCUUGUGGAUAGUCCUGAUCGGCCGGAAAGCGAAGCUUCUUAUAAAUUGGACGAAGGUGGCUGGGCAGAUGUUUGACCCCCGUUCCUAUGCUGGAUAUUGCGACUGUUCCUCUCUGAACUUACGCUUUUGUUGUUGUUGUUUUGCCUUCCCUCUGGAGAUGCUCAGAUUUCUCAGAUCCAUACAUGUAUUUCGACGUCGACGGCGGUCCUCUCUAACAGUAUUAUAGGCCCUUGUUACAUCCAUGCAUAUUGAACGCGACCCGGUACAGGCGAUGGGAGAUGUUGAGAGUGACGACAGUGCGGGGCGAGCGCCGUCAGUGCCUGGUAAGCACCAUCGCCGACUCACCACACUCUACAGGAACCGUCACCCUGCCUCUCGUCCAUUCGCUACAUAGCUGCUUUCAACUUCGUCGCUACGUAUCGACUCUUCUCGACGCGCUGAAGACACGUCAACUACCUGCGCUGGCUGCGUGUCAUCGCUUGGUGGCCUCGCCGCUGUCUGUUCUCUACUUGAUGCUGACAGCUGUUACAAUUGUGAUACUUGGCCUCUACUGUGUUUGCUUCUCAAUAGGUAGUAUUCUUCCGGCCCCCUUUGGCCCCUGGUGCAUUUUCACGCGUU
Molecule: messenger RNA, 1685 nt
Organism: Somion occarium
Lineage: Eukaryota; Fungi; Basidiomycota; Agaricomycetes; Polyporales; Cerrenaceae
Source: the annotation of a GenBank genome assembly